UCACCACCGCUGUAUCCAAGCCUCGUUCUCGCUCGGCUGUCCUGAUUCGGUGAAACGUUCCGACCAGGAAGCACACUGCUGUUUGGAGCUUCAUCGUACAGCAUUGACACCCUGCUAAUACCGUCUAGCCCUUCACAGCUCCGGUCCCUCCAUCCCACAGUUCCUGCCUGCCAUCCGUCCACCUUGGAUCUGCUUGUGCACAAUGACUGAAGAGAGAACAGCUAAGCUGAAGCUGAAGAGGAAGAAGUGUUCAAAUAUAUUUCAGGGUGCACAGGAGACCGAGAUUAAGCUGCAGCCAGCAGUGGACCUAAGACAGAACUCCGCUGGGUCCUGGUUUGACGAAAUUGAUUUAACUACUGCUGAGCAGCUAUGGAAGCAGGUUCUGACCUGCGUGUCUAUAGACCUUCGAAGCGUGGGAUGGAGAUCUGUUCCAGGACUGCCAGACUUCACUCAUCAGGUUGCUAGACAAGGACAGAAGAAGACAACUGUAUUAGAAGUGUUUGAAGUUGGACAUCAAAGUUUUGAAUGGUUUCCAUUGCCUACUGCUAUUUCUCCUACUGUUUCAAAGGAGUCCUGCAGAACUGAUCUUAGGCAUGAGCCCAGCCAGAGCAAUGAACAGUUAGCAGAACCUAUGUUAUCUAAAUCCAGAAAUCAAAGCCCUCAGUCUCUUAAUGCUGUUAACAAUUUGGAACCCAGCUUCAAGGUACCAGGUUCUAAGGAGAAUGAGCGAGUCUGUAAUAAAAACUCAACUGGGAAUCAUGAAGAAUUGCAAAGUGGAGCCACAAAGAACAUCAAAAAGCUAAUGGCUUUUCAGAGGAGUUCCACAGAGGGUGUUAAAGCACCACUUGCCUCACAGAAAAGUUUCAAAAAGAGCAUCAAAGUACCUCAAAAUUUACAAAAAGAGUUAGUGGAUAAUAUAAAUGAACCAAAGACCUCUCAAAAAAGAUCUAAAAAAGCCCUCCAAGGACCUAAUGUGUCACAAAAGUUGUCUGAAAAGAAUGCGAGAGAACUUCAGACAUUACCAAAACAGACUGUUUACUUGUGGCCUACUGUAACAUUGGCCAAAAAUAGCAAAGGUAUAGAGGAACCCAAAUGUGAAGAACUUCCCACUCAAAAUACGUCAGGGUUUAAUGAUCUGAUGGACGUUGAAGAACCCGUUUCAGCAAGUGAGGGCAAAUUGCAAGUGAUGCAAGAAAGUUCAGACAAAACAGAAGCAGCAGGAUCGCUGGAUAACUGUCCAAUUUGUCUGAUGCAGUUUCCCAAACAGUUUGCACAACUUGAUAUGGACAGCCAUUUGGCUCAGUGCUUGUCAGAGACAACAGUUGAUGUGGUGUGGUAAUGUAAUGACCUGUAUAAAGAUUAAAAAAGAACAAUAAAUGCCUUGGGACUCUU
This is a messenger RNA of Rana temporaria (common frog), 1392 nucleotides long. RefSeq names its product FA core complex associated protein 20 (gene FAAP20). Lineage: Eukaryota; Metazoa; Chordata; Amphibia; Anura; Ranidae. The transcript is spliced from 5 exons. The coding region runs from base 203 to 1339 and encodes 378 amino acids. The record is from RefSeq and is a predicted model, not a curated record. Gene Ontology annotation, molecular function: ubiquitin binding.